CGGAGCGGCGCCCCCUGCUGAGCCCCGAGAGCCGGGUGAGAGGGGGUCGCGCGCGGCCCCCAGUCCGGGGCCCCGAGAUUCUAGACCCGGCCCCGCGAGGGGUGCCCCGAGCGCGGCCCCGAGAUCCCCGCCCAGGACCCGAGGGAAGGGAUCCCAUAAACAUCUUGUUCAGAUUUGGGCCACCUGGAUGCUGAGGGCCACUUCGCAGCCUGGUCCCAGAUGGCCUGGCUUGCUUGCCACUGGAACAUGUCCAACCAAACCACUGUCCCCCAUGUUCCCCAGAGGACUAAAUGAAGUCUUGAGUACAAAGUGCUCUUGCAUGGCCAGCAGCCGGAUGCCCGGGCCCAUUGGGCGGGCCGGUGGCCGCCUGCGGGAUGAGCAGACUGCUCGGGGGGACGCUGGAGCGCGUCUGCAAGGCCGUGCUCUUACUCUGCCUGCUACACUUUCUCGUGGCCGUCAUCCUCUACUUUGACGUCUACGCCCAGCACUUGGCCUUCUUCAGCCGCUUCAGUGCACGAGGCCCCGCCCGUGCCCUCCACCCAGCUGCCAGCAGCAGCACCAACUGCUCUCGGCCCAACGCCACUGCCCCCAGCUCCGGGCUCCCCGAGGCUCCCAGCGCCCGGCCAGGCCCCACGGCUCCUGUCCUGCCACCCUGUCCUGACUCGCCGCCUGGUCUUGUGGGCCGACUGCUGAUUGAGUUCACCUCACCCAUGCCCCUGGAGCGGGUGCAGAGGGAAAACCCAGGCGUGCUCCUGGGCGGCCGCUAUACACCGCCCGACUGCACGCCAGCCCAGACGGUGGCGGUCAUCAUCCCCUUCCGACACCGGGAGCACCACCUACGCUACUGGCUCCACUAUCUGCACCCCAUCCUCAGGCGACAGCGGCUGCGCUAUGGCAUCUAUGUCAUCAACCAGCAUGGUGAGGACACCUUCAACCGGGCCAAGCUGCUCAAUGUGGGUUUCCUAGAGGCGCUGAAGGAGGACGCCACCUACAACUGCUUCAUCUUCAGUGACGUGGACCUGGUGCCCAUGGAUGACCGCAACCUGUACCGCUGUGGCGACCAGCCUCGCCACUUCGCCAUUGCCAUGGACAAGUUCGGCUUUCGGCUGCCCUAUGCCGGCUACUUUGGAGGUGUGUCGGGCCUGAAUAAAUCCCAGUUCCUGAGAAUCAAUGGCUUCCCCAACGAGUACUGGGGUUGGGGUGGUGAGGAUGACGACAUCUUCAACCGGAUCUCCCUGGCUGGGAUGAAGAUCUCGCGCCCAGACAUCCGCAUAGGCCGCUACCGCAUGAUCAAGCACGACCGGGACAAGCAUAAUGAGCCCAACCCUCAAAGGUUUACCAAGAUUCAAAACACGAAGCUGACCAUGAAGCGGGACGGCAUCGGGUCAGUGCGGUACCAGGUCUUGGAAGUGUCUCGGCAACCGCUCUUCACUAAUAUCACAGUGGACAUUGGGCGGCCCCCAUCAUGGCCCCCUCGGGGCUGACACCAAUGGACAAAGGCUACCAGUGCCAAGGAUUGCCUGCCAGAGGACUGACCUACAGCCUGGCUGGUGGCUGCUCUGUGACAGAUCCCCCAGGACAGAGACUGUGGGCUCUGUUUUCUGAGGGUCUUCAGUAGGCCCCCCAGCUGCACCUGGAAGUUUCAGAACCUACUUCGGGGAGCUUCUGUCCUGGGCAGGCCCCUCAAGUGUGGCCCUCUCUGGGGUCAACCCUUCUUCCUGCUCCUCCCUCCCCAGUUCAGCCCCCCUCACUGUCAGGGUUGGGCCAGCCCCUGCACUGCCUCGCCGAGUGGCCUGGGCCAGGUCACUCCACCUCUCUGUGCCUCAGUUUCCCCCCCUUGAGUCCCCUAGGGCCUGGAAGAGUGGGAGGUAUGACUAGGGGGCAAUGUCGCUUCCAGGGGGAAUUCUCAGACCUGGGGAUCCCCCAUGCUCCCAGGGGAGGGGAAACCUUUUUCACUCAACAUUGUAGGGGGCAAACUCCGGUGCACCCCCUGCUGAGCAGCAGCGUCAGGAGGGGACCAGAGGGGGUGCUGUGUCGCUGCCUGGGAUCUUGGGGUUGGGCUUUGCAUGGGGGCGGUUGGGGCUCGGAUCAGUUGGGUUCCUGCCCCGCCCCCCUCAGAGAGAAGGCAGUAGCCCCAGGGCCGGCUCGUGUUUGUACAUUGCACAGAAACUUGUGUGGGUGCUUUAGUAAAAAACGUGAAUGGAGGAGCCCCUUUGUCUGUUUGGGGAUGGGGAUCUGGAUCCCUAAACCCAGACCCGGAGUGUGUUAUGGGACGGCCAGGGGGAACCAGGACAGCCUAUCGGUCUGGCCCAGGCUGUCCUGGUUCCCCACGCCCCUCGAAACGCAGUGGUUCGCUAGACUUCCGCCGGCUGGAAGGAGAAAUGUUUACCCUGCCGCUGCCUCCCGGCCAGAAGAGACAAAGAAGUAAUAAACCCAUUGGGCUCAGA
Molecule: messenger RNA, 2447 nt
Organism: Lagenorhynchus albirostris (white-beaked dolphin)
Lineage: Eukaryota; Metazoa; Chordata; Mammalia; Artiodactyla; Delphinidae
Gene: B4GALT2
Product: beta-1,4-galactosyltransferase 2
Exons: 8
Coding region: 375-1484 (369 amino acids)
Biological process (GO): carbohydrate metabolic process
Molecular function (GO): glycosyltransferase activity
Source: RefSeq, a predicted model, not a curated record